UAGAUGAUGAUGAAGACCUUGAACUGUAUCAUGUACACAGAGAAGCGAGCACAAAGUAUUGGAAAUUGAGAAGGAAAUUGGCGCUACAAUGGCCUUGCAGUAUAUGCGAUGUUCUCCUUUCUCUAGAAUGUUAACGCGUUAUGCUCUUUUUCAAUGUCGUUUUAUAAAAAAUCUUAGUCUAAAGAGCUUUCAUACGGGCUUUCAGAAUCACAUGCCCCUCAUACCCAUGGUAUUAGACAAGACUACAAAUGUUGAACGAUAUUAUGACAUAUAUUCCCGUUUAUUGAAGGACCGAAUUAUAUGUCUUAUGGGUGCGGUCACCGAUGAAAUAGCUGGGUCGGUUAUCGCACAACUCCUGUUCUUACAAUCAGAGGAUAAGAAGAUUCCUAUACACUUAUAUAUUAACAGUCCAGGAGGCGUUGUUACUGCAGGUCUAGCAAUUUACGACACUAUGCAGUUUAUUAGACCACCAGUUGCUACUUUGUGCAUAGGUCAGGCUAGUAGUAUGGGUUCUUUGUUGCUAGCAGCUGGUUCACCUGGUUGUCGAUUCGCUCUUCCUCAUUCCCGUAUAAUGGUCCAUCAACCAUCUGGCUCUGCCCAUGGUCAAGCAUCGGAUAUUAAAAUUCAGGCAGAGGAGAUAAUUAGGACGCGUAAUGUUAUAAACACUAUAUACGAACGACACACAAGACAGUCCCAGGAAGUGAUAGAAAAGUGGAUGGACCGUGAUUACUUCAUGACUGCAGAAGAAGCAGUUUCAUAUGGAAUAGUCGAUAGGGUUUUACAUAAAGCUCCUGCUGAAAAAGUGGAUGAAAAUGUGGAUUCUAAAUCUCCGCAUUAAUUUUGAAUGUAGUGGCUUCAGUCGACGAGAAAACAUUUUCCACAACUAGUAUUUUGUUUAUAACACAUGACCCACGUGAUGUAAACUGAAUAAUUUCCCGAGCAUAUAUUGUAUUCCAUAAAUAUAUGCUUAUAUUUAUACUCGUAAUUGUGCUUUUUUGCAUGUGGCUUGAUAUUUUAGCGGCAUGUAUUAUGUGACUGCUGAUUUCAUGCUUUUGUGUACCAUUAUGUGGUGGUUGGAUAAAUUUGCUUUUGAGGUCAUUUUUUGUGCAUUUUGUCAUAACUACGACAUGUUUUGGUUUUAUUGACGGGAUUAUUCACUCCAUAGGUAUAUAGAUAAUAUCAUAUAUUCCUAAUUCCUACAAAUUGUUCAGAGAACUGCACACUUGAAAUGUACUCUUGUCAUGACCAUAUUGUACACAGUUCACUCAGUAAACUGUCGGUUACGGACUAUCACAUUCAGAACUUGUCAAAAGGCGGCCGGACCCUUCAUUAUUUGUUAUUUUGGCUUUAUCUUAACCUUCGAUAAAAGUCUGAAGAUCGAUGCUAUUAUUGCACUCUGGAUGUAGCUAAUUACUAAAAGUGAACUAUCAAAGAGGUCCUCCAAUCAGUGUGGUAUCAUAUUCUCUUACUCUCGGUAGUGCUAGAUACAAUUGUUUCCAAGUCAAUCUGUUUUGUAAAUGGAACUAGCUUUACACUUUUUUGAUCUUCCUUAGUAUCUGUCAUUUGCCUUGGGCAUUUUAAAAUGCUCCAAGUAUUCUGCCUUCGCAGCCAGACCAAAUGAACCUUUAUGGAUCCCUUAUCGCAAACGAAAUUUAAACGACCUGUUUUUCUCAAACCCUUACCAAAGGUUUAGGACUGUUGCCUUCAGGUGUAACAAGUGGUGUGGAUUGCUGUGAUAGUUGUCUUACUAAUUCUUAUGUAUCGUGUCUCAUAAAAACAGGCAUCGGGGCCAUUUUUCCUGGAGGGACGACAGUCGGCCGAUUUUUUUUAACUACUCUCUAAUUAUGAUAUCACCUACCAUUUUCACUUCAGUAUGAUAUUCCGAAAAUGCUGCCAAGGACAAUUAGUAGGCUAGCGGAGCUCGCGAUCUCCUUGGGACUUCCUAGGACUAUUCAGUCAAACAGUAUACAAUUAGCUGUUAUACUGCAGUUUCCAAAUGUGAAAAGUGCAAUCAUUUCUGUUUGCAUAUCAAGUCAUGAGUGUUUAUUGAGUUAUACGAAGUCACCAAACCGCGUGAAAGUUAAAUGAACAUCUUAAAUCGUGCUUCAUGUGCUUGUCUGAAAUAUGAAAUUUACUCGUUUCCUAACAUAAUACAGUCUAGAAAACUAGUGUUUCUUAUCCAAUCUGAUAUAGAGUUUGGGGUUUGGGUGAUUUGACUCGUUGGAGUGGACGUGGUUUAUGGAAGACAUACCUUUUGUAGGAAUUUGGGGAGAUUGUGCGAGCGUCAGUAUAUUUAACGUUUAACCAUCACAACGAAAGAAGUGAAGUCUAAGAGAAUUGACUGUAUGUUGACGAGGUUUCUGAUAAGGCGAAUACACUAGUACUGCCACAAUAAAAACGUCCGAGGAAUAGCUUCUAGACUCAGACUUUUCUGCAGAAAGUGUGUUAGGUUUUAGGGACUUCUUUUAACUACCAUGCUAAUUUUAUCCGAUUAAUCCAUCCCUGAUUGUGAAAGGCAAAAUACUUGAAAACGUUAAUUGCUAAGGUUGGAAAAUAUAUGCUUAUUAUCACGUCUCAGAAAUCUUCAUUAGGACACAAUACUAUUUUUCAUUGAGCCACGAAACUAUAAGGGUUAUUUUCUGCUUCGAAAGGUUGUGUUUAAAUAAAGUUACAUGCAUCUAUUUCUUACCGUCAAAGAUAAAUAUAAGUUUCACGAUAAAAUUAUCUAUUAUGUAAAUACAACAGCGCUUCCAUGUUUUAGUCGUAAAUUGAGGUUGUUUUCAAUAGUUUGAUGGUAAUAUCCAGCGUACAUUAUGCGAUGAUAUUAUUCCCUUCUUUACUACUCUUCCCUUAUGUACAUCGCUAAGUUUAGUUGUGAAUAAGUAGUUUUAACAUUGAUUUGAUAACCAUUAUUUGGAAAUAUUAGGGAAACUGAUUUUAAGUCCAAGUUUGAGCAGAUAGAUUGGAUCUACAUCUUUUAAAUCUUGAAUACAAUGUUCCAUAUUUAUUUGAUUUGUUUUAUCUUACCGUUCGUCUGAAUAGCAUAUGCAUGUCCAGGAUGAAAUGACUUUGUUCUUUUUUAAGGUACAUAGUCUGAUUAAGAAGCUAUAUAGUACCCAUGAUUAUUAUGACAAUAUAUAAGUCUUACGAUUAGUUGACUCUCGAAAACUACAGUUGUUAUUGUUUUUGCUUAGUUGACAACUUGCUCGUUUUGUAAUUUUUUUGUUGAAGGUGCUCUUAGAUCAUAACUGUUUCUGGUCUUUUUACAUAGAAAUUUCGGCUUACAAAUAUGAUUUAUGAACUAGAAUACUUCUGUGGGACUUUGAUUUGGUAUUUUACAAGUUUUCUAAACUGUGAUCAUUCUUUUGUCUAGAUUAAAUAAGUAAUUCUAAACACAUUAAGUCACUCUAAUCUGAAUUUUAAGUCAACUUCAUUAUGUUUUUGUUGGUUCUUAUCAAGAAUUUUCAUGAAUUCAAGUAUCUGUAUACUAAUACUUUCAUGAGUCGAUUUUUUCAAGUCUUUUUAUCUACUUCACACAUACUACUUUGGUGAUCUCUGUUGUUUAUUUAACUAUGAAACUGUUAUGCAUGAAUUAAUCUAAUGAAAAUACUAUACAUUUAUUCAUUAUACUUAAACUAUUAACUCACUAUUUAAAUUAUACUUUUUAGAUGUAGUGGUUUAUAUUUUCUAGUUUAUAUUAAACACUAACUUGUAAUCAAUUUGUUAUUAUAUGAACUUCGUGUAUAGGGAAAUUUCAAUAUUAUUUUUAUUAAAAAACUCAUUGUAUGUUGGGUGUUGACUAAGAGUGCAAUUCAGAACGUGUAUUUAUUCAUGUUUAGUGCUUAUAAUAUAUAUGUGGGAACGGUUUUAUCACGAUGCAUGUUUCUACAUCAACACUCCCAUAGUCUUCGUGAAACCAGAUCAGAGUUUAAGUUCUCACGGUGAAUGUAAUACUAUUAAGCCACGCUGUAGGCUUCUAGUGAACCAAUACAGAAUUACAUUUUUCUCAUCCAUUAAAAAUAGUUGGUGACCAACAUUGUUCGACGAAGGAUCUCUUUGAUUUUCAUUUAAUUAGUUGUUACUUAACCUGAUUUACUUGCACACUUCUUAUAAACAAUUCUGUAGCCACAAUCAGGCAACCUUCAAAGCCCUGGGACUCCCAGACGUGGUGUAGGUCCAGGAGCUGCGAAUUUUGGGGGUGGAAUCUAUGGUCCGAAUGUUGGCGGCGGAGCUGAUUCACGAGAGUCUGGUUUCUUAGCUAAGUUAAACACACUGUCACGUUCACGAAGGCGGAAACAAGAAGCUGAAGAGUUGGCAGCUGAAGCACGGCAGGCUAUGGAGGACCCUUUACUUCCUGCUCCACUCGAUCUCGGUACUGAUGGUUAUCAGUUGGCUGAGGGUGAAGAACGCUCUAUGAUAGAACCUCAGUCAAAAGAUCAUCCAUCAGUUCAUAAUUUAUCAUGCUCACUUAUUGAAUGGAUUAAUACUGAACUUGUAGACGACAGAAUUUUAGUACGUGAUCUAGAAGCAGACUUAUAUGAUGGGCAAGUAUUGCAAAAACUAAUUGAAAAAUUGUUAAAUAUUAAAAUUGAUCAUCCAGAAGUAGCUCAGACUGAAAUAGGUCAAAAACAACGUUUAAAAAUUGUAAUUGAUGAAAUUAAUGGUGCCUUAGACAUAUCACCUGUUCGUGCUGCCCAACUAUGGCCUGUUUCUGCUGUGUAUAAUCGAGAUUUAGUGGCUAUACUACGUUUAUUGGUGGCAUUAGUUCAUAAAUUUUCUCCAGCCAUAAUUCUACCACGUAAAGUUCAACUAACUGUUUUAAUAGUUCGGAAAAUCAAUGGUAUUUUACAACAUAGACGUCAAAUUGAACCAGUUACUGAUAUUGGAGAUGAACAAGAUAAUACAGAAACUGAUCAUGAUGCUAUAAGUGCAUUGGUCGAUUGUGCCAUACCAGAACAAUUGGCUUCAUUUCAACAAACUUUAAAAACAUUUGUAAAUCGUAAUUUGAAUAAACUGAAUCUACAUGUUACUGAUUUGGAAAAUGAAAUGAGUGAUGGUGUCUACUUCAUUUUAUUACUUGGUUUACUUGGCAACUAUUUCGUUCCACUGCAUGCUUAUCAUAUCACACCAACAACAGAUGCUCAAAAGUUGGCUAAUCUUCAAGUUGCCUUUCAAUUGGCUCAUGAUGUUGAAGGUAUUGACUUAGAAUAUAAUCAACCUGAAAGUGUAUUACGUCACGAUUUAAAGGCAACAUUACGUUUAUUAUAUACAUUAUAUACUCGAUAUGGUGAUAUUCAAUAAGAGAAAAAGAAUUUAUUUAUGAAUGAAUCUGUAUGCAUCCGUUAACUAGUCAUUUCUUUUUUAUGCUGCAUUAUUAUUUUGUUGUAAGAGGCAAAAUGCAUUUACUUUUCUUGAUUACCGUGUGAUUUUUCUUAAAGAUAAUCUGUAUUCAUCAUUCAGUUUAUAAAUGGUAGUCUUUUUUGUUCAAUUUUAUUCUCUCAUAAACCAGUUUAUAAAUUUUCUGCUUUAUUUGCUUUUAUUAUGAAUUUGACAGGAAAAGGACAUUAUGAUUAGUUUAUAUUAAUUAGGAAACCCUGUAUAUCAUGUUAUACACCAACGAAUAUAAACUGAAGUACUGAUAUUAAAACUUAUGCAGUAUUAAGGUUCAAAGGUAGAUGAAUAUAAAAUAUUUUGAGUGUAAAAUCAUUGGUGAUGCAACGUUGUGUUUUUUGUCACUAUCCAUCCAUGUUUUACGUUGUUAGUGUAUAAUAAUAAUAACAAUCACUUCUGUUUGCGUUAUUAUGUUGUUUGACUUAUUUUGUGAGCUAUACAAGAAAUCUUUAAUUCAUGCUAUUUUUAACUUUGUCAGUUUACUAUCAACUUUUUAAAGUCUUUGUCACAUAGCUCCUGUCUGCUCAUAUUUCUUCGUAGCUAUGCUUUGGUUACCGAAAAACGAGUAAUUACGGUCCUAUCGAAAUGGUAUUUUAAAGAUGAUUGUUUAGCUUUCAAGUACAGUAAUCCCACUGCAGGUAAUUGAAGAUCUGAAACUAGUUCGCAAGAUACUAUUUUACUACUCUUAGUAAUAAAACGUUAUGAGUAGUAGGUCCCUGAAUAGGUAUAAUACUCAUAGGUGGUCUAAACAAGCUGUCCCUAAGUUGGACCAGCUAUUGUUGGGGUCCUGCAUUUAUAGGGUUAGUGUGGCUUUAUUGAAUAAUGUGCAUGUCCAUGUAACGAUUUAUUUACAUAAAUACGCUGAAAACAUCCUUGUUGCAAGGCGCUUGCAUCUUUCCUUAUUUUGUGACUCAUAGCAGAUGUUAGCAGUUUCAAUAACCUAUGGGAGUUCUACUUUACCGUCAAGUGGCUUAAUUGUCUUGACCACCCGCCUCCAAAUGUUGAGUUUAAUAUCACUCCCAACAUUUCGUUCUUCAUAAUUUAUUCAAUUUGAGUAGUACUUAUCAUUCUAAGUUUGAAACCUGAAAACCAGGAGGCAACAGAUGGCUGUUUCACCCUAGUGUGGGACUUCUAAGGGAUGUGCAUUCAUAACCCCAUUAAGUGUCAGACACAUAUCACUGGGGUAUGUCGGUAGGCUCUUAACCUUUAGGUUAUUUAGUUGGCAUUCAGUGAUAUACAUUUCCAACCUAAAUCUAUCCGCGAUAUUAGGCGACCAUCAUGUUUACUUUUCCAUUUCAAGUGACACUGUUAUUUCUAUGGCUCCUCAAUCCGUUGGUCACUGCUUCCGUUGUGUUGAUAUUGUAGGGCCAGUGAAAUGUCACUGAGCCCUAGCCAAAUCAUCCGACAGUUGGAUCACUGAAUGUCGAACAGAUCGUCGCUCCCUGUCAAGGUCAUGUACAACCAACGCGCAUUAGUUAAUCAUACGCCAUGGACUGGCCCAUGCGGCAGUGGUCUUACUUUCGCUUGUAUCUACUUUAACUAAUAUAUUUCUGUAAUAACGUCCUUUGUGUUGUACAGUCUUCAAAGCAUCUAUAGUACCUUGUUACGUCAAUGGGGGUAGUCCACGUAAGAUGCUGACCACAAGGUGUGACUUCGACAUUAGCUAGUUUGUCACACCAUUCACGUCUAACUCGAGUAGGCCUCCAAUCAUUUCGACAUAGAUCAUCUACGUUGGUGAUCAACACUGGUGAGCAAGACUUCGAGUAACGCAACCUAUCACUAUAAUCUUUAUUAUUGUAUUCUAUACUUAUUCUUUUUCAUUUUUAUCAUCGCCUAUGUUAAUCUAUCACUGUGAACUUUCGUUGCUUCAUGUCAAUGUUGAUUAGUAUUUAAACUUAAAUACUUAGUUCAAUCGACAGAACUAACCAAUCAACUACGAUUAUAAUCGCCUAUCGUGGUUCUUUAACAAGCAUUAGCAGCAUGUAAAUGCUCCUGUGUAAUAUGUUUGUUAAAAUAUCAACCACUCGUGAGUAUAGCCACAAGGCAACACGAACGCAUAUCUCUUUGUACCUUAUCCACUGGUAUAAAUAAGACAAGAUUAACUAUCGACUAUAAAUUCAUCUUUCUGCUUAACCACUAUCCACUAGAAUGUUUUGCUUUUUUACCACUGUCUGCCUAAUUUCCAAUUGCUGAGUUCCAUGGCCAAACAGAGGAUACGAAUGCUAUAAAUUUACGACUGUUCGUCAGUCUACAAUGCUGUGUUAAUCGAACAAUUUAAUCAACAGUACCUCGUACAUAAUCCAUAUUCAAACUACUGCCUACUUCAUAUCUUCAUUACUUAGAGGCAAGAGUAACCCAGGCGAGUUUCAUAAUUUCAUUAGAUUAUUUCGUACUAUAUUUAUGAUGCGUGAUAACAUUUCGUAGUUGCUUUCACGUUAACCAGUCAUAUAUUCUGUCACUGCCGUCAAGUUUUAGUCGAAAUCAUGUACAUUUAUGACUCGUUAGUCGACAUACUGUGGUAAAACAUAUUGCAUGUACACGAGCACGCUUAGUCCAUGUCCCAAGUACACAUGUUGUCGUACUUAAUAUGUCACUUAAUGCUAGGUAAUAAGCUCUUUGUAUCAUCCUUUUACGAAAUGGCCACGUUACCUGGACCCUCUAAACCUUAGUUACAUUGGUGGUUACCAUUUUAAUUAAUGGUUAUUAUACCCCUUGUAUUUGCUAAUAAUUCACACGGUAAAUCAUGGCUCGAUUUCCUUAUUACACAGCAGUCAUUUUAAUUCUAUUUUCGGUUUAUUUACAUGCGAUACGGGUUUAGAAAAUAUCUAAACGUCCUCGAAAAUUCUCCACGAACCCAACCAUAGUUUUCGUAUAUGUUUUUAUUCACACAUCCAACUGUUACGCUAAUCAUACCUAAGCGAACGUUCAGUGCAACUGUCAGUAUACGUAAGAACGAUGUUAUUUAGACUUGACAUUGUAACACAUCUGAACUAUUGUAGUUCUACUUCGAUGUCGUACUUCAUUUUAUGAAGUAUUGUUUCCUCGUGGCUGUUGUUUAACAGAUGAUUCCGGUACAUCAAUCGGCUGUUCAACUACUCGACGAUUUACAACCUGUCCAGUUCAAUUGGUGGUCUGACGACAACAUCAUUCGCGCGAAUCAUCAGUUUAUGCAGUCGAGCGAAUCUCCUGCAAACUGAAAACGAUAUUGUCGCCUCUAUCCCAACACUGACAGCGUUUUUCACGGGUAUCAUUGACAUGAGUCCAGAGUGACACUCUUGGUUUCUUAUGUUCUUUUCGAUAUUUUUCUGUUCACUAACCGAACAAACACGCAGCAUUCACCGUUUAUCAUCUUUUAGAGACUUCAUCGUGCCACCUUUUGCUGUCGAUUUGUAGCCUUCAACCCUUACUGACUGUAACAGCAGUCAUCGACUUUUCAAA
Molecule: messenger RNA, 8829 nt
Organism: Schistosoma haematobium
Lineage: Eukaryota; Metazoa; Platyhelminthes; Trematoda; Strigeidida; Schistosomatidae
Exons: 9
Coding region: 4336-5301 (321 amino acids)
Biological process (GO): cell projection assembly; substrate adhesion-dependent cell spreading; actin cytoskeleton organization
Cellular component (GO): focal adhesion; actin cytoskeleton; cytoplasm
Molecular function (GO): actin binding
Source: RefSeq, a predicted model, not a curated record